AGCUGCCGAGGAGAAGCAGGCGGAACUGCAGGGCCAGGUUGAACAGUUGCAGGGUGAUGUGGCUGAGCGUGAUCAGAAGCUGGAGGAGAUGCUUGCUGCACAGAAGGACCUUGAGGAGCGGUACGCCGACGACACCCGAGCUGCCGAGGAGAAGCAGGCGGAACUGCAGGGCCAGAUUGAGCAGCUGCAGAGUGAUCUUGGCGACAAGGAGGCCGGGCUGGAAAAUGCUGAAGCUGAGCAUGAUGAGGCUAUUAAAGCUCUUGAGUGUAUUCUUGAAGAGCGUGACCAAGAGAUUGAAGAGCUGUUGGCUGCACAGAAGGAGCUUGAGGAGCGAUACGCCGACGACACCCGUGCUGCCCAGGAGAAGCAGGCGGAGCUGCAGGGCCAGAUUGAGCAGCUGCAGAGUGAUGUGGCUGAGCGUGACCAGAAGCUGGAAGAACUGCUUGCAGCACAGGGGGAGCUUCUGAAUUGUCAAGAAAAGGAUGCGUGCGCUGCCCAGGAGAAGCAGGCUGAGCUUUUGCGGCGUUUGGAACUUCUGGAGAAUGAAUUGCAAGCCACUGAGAAGCAGAUGCAGGAUGAAAUAUCUGCUUACGAGGCUGAGGUGGAUGAUUGGCGCUACAAACUUGGUGAGGAACAGCGCCAGAGCGAGGAGCAGUCUGCUGAGUUUGAGGGUCGUAUAACGGAGCUUGGCAAGGAGCUGCGGGAUGCCAACAGGCGCAUUGAGGAACUGAGGCAGUAUAUGGUUGAUGUCGAACAGUACGUUCGUGGUGCCUAUCAGACGACGCUCGAAGGAUUCUGUGCAACGCGGCAAGAGGCGCUAGAAAUGCUCAGUCUUAGCACUACUUCCAACAUGAACGACUACAAGAACGCUAUGGCGGCAAGGGUGCAACUGAUGGCGGCGGUAGAUCAGCUGCAGCAGAUGUUGGAGGAUGAAAAGCGGCAGGCGGAGGAGGAGAUUGAUAAACUUCGCAGCUCACUAGCGGAGUCGAAGUCCUCGAGCCGGAACCGUUUGAAGGAUGUCAUUGCGUUUGUGCGGUCUGCGCAGGGUUUUCUCGUUAAGGCGGUGGAGGUUGGCGCGGACUGCGCUGAUGGGAACUCACGCCUGGGGUCACCAGAGCCUCGUCUUGGCGUUUCAGUGCCACUUGGUGAUCACUCAAACAAGGAAAAUAAUGCGAAGCGCAGCAGCCCACAAGCUAUGCUCACAUCGGUGGGCCAUGCGGUGUGA
This is a messenger RNA of Trypanosoma rangeli, 1225 nucleotides long. Its product is annotated as putative OSM3-like kinesin. The record is from RefSeq and is a predicted model, not a curated record. The annotation marks the transcript as partial. NCBI's taxonomy places the organism in Eukaryota, Euglenozoa, Kinetoplastea, Trypanosomatida, Trypanosomatidae. The transcript has a single exon.